CGCGGCCCCGAGCGGCGGCGGCGGCGGGAGCGGGAGCGGAGGGUGCCCGAGGCGCUGCGGAGCUGGAGAGCCCCCAGGAGCCGUGUGCCGGCAGCCCCCCAGGCAUCCCAGAGGCACCAUGAUCCCCAGCGUGGGCCCCCGGAGCUGCUGCCUGCUCCUGCUGCUCUGCCUCCUCCCCUGCCCGCAGGUCCGGGCGGGCAGGGACGGCCCCGGCGUCUCGGCUGCCUCCUUCCUGCAGGAUCUGCUCCAGCGCUACGGGGAGAGCCAGACCUUGAGCCUGAAGCAGCUCAAGGCCCUGCUGAACCGCCUGGAUGUGGGAGUGGGACACGCCAAUGUCUCCCAAACACCUCAGCAGCGCCUCAACCUCUCCCGUUGCUUCAGCUCUGUGGAGCUUUUUGCCAUCCACAACCUGAGCGAGGGCUCCCCUGUGGGGCACAGCGAGUUCAAGGAGUUCUGCCCCACCAUCCUGCAGCAGCUGGAGUCGGGGGCGUGCGCCUCGGAAAACCUGGAAAACGAGGAGAACGAGCAGACAGAGGAGAGCAGGCCCAGCUCAGCUGAAGUGUGGGGUUACGGUUUCCUCUGCGUCUCCGUCAUCUCCCUGUGCUCGCUGGUGGGAGCCAGCGUGGUGCCCUUCAUGAAGAAGACAUUUUACAAGCGGCUGCUCCUCUACUUCAUAGCUCUGGCGAUUGGAACUCUCUACUCCAACGCCCUCUUCCAGCUCAUUCCCGAGGCGUUUGGAUUCAACCCUCAGGAAGAUUAUUACGUCUCCAAAUCCGCUGUGGUGUUCGGGGGCUUCUACCUCUUCUUCUUCACGGAGAAGAUCCUGAAGAUGCUCCUGAAGCAGAAGGACCAGCACCACCAUGGCCACAGCCACUACGGCCCCGAGGCUCUGCCCUCCAAGAAGGACCGGGAGGAGGGGGUCACAGAAAAGCUGCAGAACGGGGACCUGGACCACAUGAUCCCACACAUCACCAGUGACCUGGAGUGCAAGCCCCCCUCGGGGGAUGACAAGGCCGUGGUGGGCUCCCUGUCUGUCCAGGACCUGCAGGCCUCCCAGAGCGCGUGCUACUGGCUGAAGGAGGUCAGGUACUCGGACAUUGGCACUCUGGCCUGGAUGAUCACGCUCAGUGACGGCCUCCACAACUUCAUCGACGGCCUGGCCAUCGGCGCCUCCUUCACCGUGUCGGUUUUCCAAGGGAUCAGCACCUCCGUGGCCAUCCUGUGUGAGGAGUUCCCACACGAGCUGGGGGACUUUGUGAUCCUGCUCAAUGCUGGCAUGACCAUUCGCCAGGCACUUUUCUUCAACUUCAUCUCUGCCUGCUGCUGCUACGUGGGCCUGGCCUUCGGCAUCGUGGCCGGCAGCCACUUCUCUGCCAACUGGAUCUUUGCUCUGGCUGGAGGGAUGUUCCUGUACAUAGCACUGGCUGACAUGUUCCCUGAGAUGAACGAGGUGAGCCGGGAGGAUGAGCAGAACGGCAGCGCCCUGAUCACCUUCGCCAUCCAGAACGCGGGGCUGCUCACGGGCUUCACCAUCAUGGUGCUGCUCACCAUGUACUCGGGGCAGAUCCAGAUAGGGUAGGACCAGCCUGAGCUGCAGCCCUGAUCCAAUUUUUCCAUUUUUUUUUUUUUUGGGGGGGGGAUGGUUUUUUCUUUUUUUUUUUUUUUUUUUUGUUAUUUUUCUUUCCUUUCCCUGCUGCAAACAUCCGACGGUACCUGUGCGGGCACUGACGUCACACUACAGGAGAGACAUUGCUUUGAAAGCUAUUACCUGGAUUUUCUUCUGGUUUAAGGCUGAGGGGAGUGGAAUUCCCCUUCCCAUAGGACUGACCUGACUUUGUCCAGUGUCAUUUCCCUUCUCUCCUCGCCUCUCCCAGGAAGGAUGGAACGGGGAGACAGGAGCUGCUCCAGCCGUGGUGCUUGGAGCGUUCCCAUGGCACAUGAGGCUGUCCUGACCCCUCUGGGGGUGUGUGAUGGGGACAGACAGGGACAGACCCUUCUCAGAGCGUUCCCCACAGCUGUGCUCGCUGAGGAUGAGGAGGAUGUCACCAUCAUCCAACUGCUUUUGCUCCGUUUCAGCCCGGACAACGCCCUGGCACGAGUGGGGUGAAGAGGGCAGGGGUUUCAAAGCACAUUUUGGGUGUCAGUGCCCAGAGCAGAGCACACCAAACUGGCUUGGAGUGACACUUGGGCUGCUGGGAGAAGCCUGCCAGGGUGCCCUGACCCUCCCUUCAGUCCGUGCAGCUGGAAUGAGGGGCAAAUCCCAGCUCCUCCUCUCAGAAGGGGAUGAGAGCAGAGCCCUGCCCGGCCGCAGGCUCCAGCCCAGGGGUUUCUCCUCAGGCUGUGUCCAAGCUCAUGGUGACACCCAGGAACAGCCACCAGUUUUUUAAACAGUGCUAAGGUUCAGGGUGGGGGUGGGGGGUGUUUUUAAAAGCAAAAUCAGACUGUGAACCUCUUCAGGUUGUGUGUUCCCAGCCUUAGGGAGUAGCCAGAGAAGGGUGUUCCAGGCACCUCCCAGCUCUGCCUCCGGGCUGGCGUUCCAGAUUCACUAGGUGAAUUACUUAUUAUCAUAUUGAUAAGGUUGUCCACCCCACCUGUGUUGCUUGAGGUUCCCUCACACCCCUUUUUCCCCCUCGUCCUGUACCUGGUGUAAGCUUGUGGCCGUGUGGAUUCAGGGGAGUCCCUCGUGGUUUGGGGCUGGAUUGGGAUGGAGGAGAGGUGCAGGUGAUGGUGAAGUGUUUUCCUUCUCUGCCCACCUGUGCAGGUGUGUGGGGUGUGACAGAGUGGUGGCACCGUGCUGGAGCUGAGGCUCCCACACCUUCCCUUUGCCCCGUGAGGAAAGCAAACCUGAGGCUGUGCCAGGUGUUAUUCCUGCCCAUCUCAGACACAGGGCCCUGGCACAGGCUCAGCACCCCUGGCAGCGUUGUGCCCUGGCUGGAUCCCUGUAAUCCCUGAAUUCCUGUAGUUCCCAGCUGGGUGAUGUUGUUCCUAAACUCCCAACAGCUGUCACCGAGCCCGUGCCCUGUGGCACUGCCAGGAUCCUCGUGGAUCAUCACCUGCACUCGGUGGCUUUUCUAGUCUGGGCAUUUGUCCCCUCAGCACCCCUGGAUUUUGGCUUUGUCCUGCACCCCAAAACAUAAACAUCAGUUCUGGAGGGAGCCUUUUUGGGAUGACCUGAAGGUGUCACACAGUCCUUGGGUGAUUCCCUCAAGGAGAGACAGGCUCUGCUUUGUCCCCUGUGGUGUCCCUUGUGGAUUGUCCCCAAAAGUCACUUUUCCCACUGGAGCAGAGCAGCGUGGCCUGUGCUGCCUGGGGCAGUCAUUCAUCACCUGGCAGGCAUUCCCUGUGCUGCAGGUUCCAGCACCAAAGGGCCAUUGGAAACACUUUUUCCUUGCUUGAGAGAGCAGCAGCCCCAGCUGAGUGAGUCGAUGUGGAAAAUCUGAGUCCUUCCACUGGCACCGCUGCCCUCUGCUCUCUCUCAAGGAAGCACUUGGAAAACACCAUAAACACCAUGGGGCUGGCAGAGCUGCUGGAAAAGCCUCUGUGGGGGAGGACAGGGGGCAAUGGGGGGUUUGUCCCCUCUGGACAAGAGCUGGGAGGUGGCACAGAGCAGGCCUUGGUGUCCUCAGAGCCGGCAGGAUUCACUGUGGGGAUCACAACUCUGCCAUCUCCUCGUUUGGAGUUUAUCCCUGUUUCCUGAGGAAUCUGCAACGCAGAGAUUUGGGAUUGGGGUGAGAAUUGAGGCUGCCACCAGGGAGAGCGAGCUCUUCUUCCCCCUGGGCAGAAAACCCAGAAAUUUGGGAUUAUUUGGGGUGAGAAUCGAGGCUGCCACCAAGGAGAGCUCCUGUUCCCCCUGGGCAGGCACCCCAGAAAUUUGGGAUUGGGGUGAGAAUUGAGGCUGCCACCAAGGAGAGCUCCUGUUCCCCCUGGGCAGGAAAUCCAGAAAUUUGGGAUUGGAGUGAGAAUUGAGGCU
Molecule: messenger RNA, 3970 nt
Organism: Zonotrichia leucophrys gambelii
Lineage: Eukaryota; Metazoa; Chordata; Aves; Passeriformes; Passerellidae
Gene: SLC39A14
Product: solute carrier family 39 member 14
Exons: 10
Coding region: 119-1579 (486 amino acids)
Biological process (GO): zinc ion import across plasma membrane; intracellular monoatomic cation homeostasis
Cellular component (GO): plasma membrane
Molecular function (GO): zinc ion transmembrane transporter activity; monoatomic cation:bicarbonate symporter activity
Source: RefSeq, a predicted model, not a curated record